UGACGGUGCAGAUGUUGUAGAAAAACAUCUCAUGCAGCUUUCACAUAUGCUUUUCUGCAACAGUUGAAGAAAAUUUGUAUACUGAUUUCUCAUUGCCUCAUUUUCUUAUAAAUAGAAGCAUUGCCAUUUUUAACAAUACAUCCUCACAAAAAUAUAUAACUUCAAGUAUAUCAACCCUAAACCAUAUGGCUUUUCAGGAAGAAACCCUAAACCUUCAAAUGAAAGACUUUGUGCUUGUAAAACCAUCAAACUCCACUCCUUCUUGUAUUCUUUCUCUUUCCACAAUUGACAAUAGAGAUAUCUAUAACAACCUUUGUCAAACUGUUCAUGUAUACCGAUCAUCGCCAAUUCAUGAUUCUGAUUCGAGUUUCGACAUUUUUCAUGUAUUGAAAGAAGCGCUUUCAAAGGCUUUGUGUUAUUAUUAUCCUCUUGCAGGUAAGCUAGUGGAAUCUGCUGAUGAUGGAAAGCGUAGAGUCCAUUGCAAUCCUAAUGCAGAAAACUACGGUGUUCCAUUCUUGGAAGCAACUGCUAAUUGCACUCUUUCUUCUCUUCAUUAUUUGGACAUUAAUGACCUAGAAAUUGCAAAAUAUUUGGUGUUUGAUCCUCAAGAUAAAAGUUACCCUUUGGUGUUCAAGGUAACAAAAUUUCUUUGUGGUGGUUUCACAAUUGGAAUGGGAGUGUUGCAUGCAGUCUGUGAUGGAUUUGGUGCAUCUCAAUUCUUGAAAUCAAUUGUUGAACUUUCAAGGGGAAGAACUGAGCCCUCGGUGAUACCUGCGUGGGAAAGAGAGAGACUAGUUGGAUCAAUAACUAAACAACCAUUUCCAAAAAGUCCGAUGAACAAUGUUGCAUUUUCACCUUUUCUAAAUGAAACCAGUAGUACAGUUAUAAAGAAAUAUUGCUUUAAAGUGGAGGGUGAAAUGAUAAGAAGGUUAAAGAUGAGUCUGAGGAAGGAAAAUGAAAAUUUAGGGUUCACGACUUUCGAAGCACUAGCUGGUUUUGUGUGGAGGUCAAGAGCAAGAGCUUUAAAACUUAACAACAAUGGAGAAACAAUGUUAUCUGUGCUAGUUGGUAUGAGGCGGAACUUGAAGGAUUUUGAACCUUUACCUAAAGGGUAUUAUGGUAACUCUUGUGUGGAUGGAAUCUUCUUUCUUCCAGCUGGAAAAUUUUGCAGAAUUUCAAGCAAGUUUCUUGAUAGAACCUUCAACGAAACCCAGUUUCACCUUCGCACGCAGAGCGGUUUUCAUGGUUUGAAGCCAUGUACGGUAAUUGUUUUCAUUCAAGGUUGAAGAAACAAUAGGGGUUUCUGGGUUAUUAGAAUUAUUCAAAGUGUGUGCAGGGUUGGGUGGGAUGAUGGUAGAUUGAGAUUCUUGCUCGUCGUAGUCAGAUGUCAUAUUGAAGAUUAACUAUAGAGAUUUUAUUCAUCCAUGUUUCUCAUAAAAUAAAGGUUAUAAUUGGCUGUUUAUAUAAGCUAUUGGACCUAAGUAACAAACUAACUAACAUAAGAGAUAAAAGGGGAAAAAUAACAGCCUAAAUAAUAGCCUAUAA
This is a messenger RNA of Lathyrus oleraceus (garden pea), 1545 nucleotides long. RefSeq names its product spermidine coumaroyl-CoA acyltransferase. The transcript is spliced from 2 exons. The coding region runs from base 186 to 1286 and encodes 366 amino acids. Lineage: Eukaryota; Viridiplantae; Streptophyta; Magnoliopsida; Fabales; Fabaceae. The record is from RefSeq and is a predicted model, not a curated record.